UCACGUGACCGGGAACAUUCUCUCUCUUCCCCCGCCAUGUGACAGGAUGACGGUCGGGUCAAAUGUCACUACUUCCUGUCUAGACUAAGAUGGCGGUCUGAUAUUGGGGGAGAGAGAACAAAGUCGGGAUGCCAGUCACAGUGGGACCGUACGGGCAGUCACAACCUAGCUGCUUUGACAGGGUGAAGAUGGGAUUCAUGAUGGGCUGUGCCGUUGGCAUGGCUGCUGGAGCACUGUUCGGCACCUUCUCCUGCCUCAGGCUGGGACUGAGGGGCCGUGAGCUGCUGGGUGGAGUUGGGAAGACCAUGAUGCAGAGCGGAGGCACAUUUGGAACCUUCAUGGCUAUUGGAAUGGGAAUCCGAUGCUGACAGAUCUUUCUGAACUUGAGAGGGUCAUGCAGUGGCAUUUCCUGCCAGAGAUUAAGCUGUAUCAAUAAUGCAGAAUAAAAUAUGAUUGUGAAA
Molecule: messenger RNA, 461 nt
Organism: Mobula hypostoma (lesser devil ray)
Lineage: Eukaryota; Metazoa; Chordata; Chondrichthyes; Myliobatiformes; Myliobatidae
Gene: romo1
Product: reactive oxygen species modulator 1
Exons: 3
Coding region: 129-368 (79 amino acids)
Biological process (GO): protein import into mitochondrial matrix; protein insertion into mitochondrial inner membrane
Cellular component (GO): TIM23 mitochondrial import inner membrane translocase complex
Source: RefSeq, a predicted model, not a curated record